This is a messenger RNA of Malaya genurostris, 2011 nucleotides long. RefSeq names its product bleomycin hydrolase. Gene Ontology annotation, molecular function: cysteine-type aminopeptidase activity. NCBI's taxonomy places the organism in Eukaryota, Metazoa, Arthropoda, Insecta, Diptera, Culicidae. Gene Ontology annotation, biological process: proteolysis; response to toxic substance; L-homocysteine catabolic process. Gene Ontology annotation, cellular component: cytoplasm. Bases 223 to 1590 code for a protein of 455 amino acids. The transcript is spliced from 6 exons. The record is from RefSeq and is a predicted model, not a curated record.
GGAUCUCUGCUGGGUGAAUCGGCACACAAUACAGGCUGGCUAGUCACCCGUCUCACAAUACCGUCAUCGAGAGUGCACUUUAUUUUGUUUUCCAUUUUUAAACAUCCCGUCUUUUCGGAUAUCAAUUAAAUUUCAACAGCGUUUGCGUCAGCGUUGGGCCUGCAGUAGCGUCUAGACUUCGCGGUUGACAGACUAGUGGAUUAGUGCAUUUCCAGAUUGACAAUGUUUCCAACGCCUCUAUCCGAAGAGUUCCUUCAGAAAUGUCGAACCGACUUCUACGAGUGCCCUAAGAACGUGCUCGCACAGAAUGUUUGCACGCGAAUAGAUCCAUUCGAAGCGUGCAUGUCCCGGAGGACACUGGAAAACACCCAGCAUGUGUUCACUUAUAAAAUCGAAAACGAAGGUAAACCCCUGACCAAUCAGAAAAGUUCCGGUCGUUGCUGGCUUUUUGCGGCGCUGAACUGCAUUCGAAUUCCGUUCAUUAAGCAGUACAAUCUGGACGAAUUUGAGUUCUCUCAGGCCUAUCUGUUCUACUGGGAUAAAAUUGAACGAGCAAACUACUUCCUGAACAAUAUCGUAAAAACCGCCCGACAAGGCGAUGAAGUCGAUGGUCGGUUAGUUUCAUUUCUCCUGUCGGAUCCGACCUGCGAUGGGGGCCAAUGGGAUAUGUUGGUGAACCUCAUUAACAAACAUGGACUGAUGCCGAAAAAAUGCUUUCCGGAAAGCUAUAACUGCGAGGCCAGCACGAGAAUGAACUCGGUGAUCAAGAGCAAGCUCCGAGAAUAUGCUAAAGUUCUGCGAACGAUGAUUGCUGACGGUGCAAACGAUGACGAUGUGCAAGCACAAAUUCAGCAGCAGAUGAACGAAGUGUACACUGUGGUGGGCAUCUGUUUGGGAAUUCCACCGGAAAAAUUUACCUGGGAAUACUACGACAAGAGUAAGAAAUACUUGAGUAUUGGACCAAUCAAGCCGACGGAUUUCUACGAAAAAUACGUAAAACCAUACUUCAACGUGGACGAUAAGGUGUGCUUAGUAACCGAUCCUCGACUAACGAAUCCUUACGGGCGAUCCUACCGAGUCGACUGUCUCGGCAACGUAGUUGGUGGACGACCUGUGCUGUAUAACAACCAACCUGUUGAAACACUAUUGGACCUUGUCACAAAGGCUCUGAAGCUUGGGGAACCCGUCUGGUUCGGAUGCGAGGUGAGCAAACGAUUUGCCGGUAAACAGGGUAUAGAGGAUUUAAACAUCCACGACUUCAAACUAGUAUUUGGAGUAGACAUUCAAACAACAAUGGAUAAGGCUGAUCGUCUACUCUAUGGGGAAUCGAUGAUGACGCACGCCAUGGUGUUUACCGGCGUAUCAGUUGAUCCAAACACCCAGCAACCCACCAAGUUCCGCGUUGAAAACUCUUGGGGCGAAGAUCGUGGUGAGAAAGGCUAUCUCGUCAUGACAGCCGAGUGGUUCAAGGAGUUUGUGUUUGAAGUGGUCGUUGACCGUAGCAUAGUGCCACAGGAUGUAUUGGACGUGUUUGAAUUUACCCCGACCUUACUGCCAGCAUGGGAUCCGAUGGGUACACUGGCGAAGUGAAUCAAUUCAUACUUCACUUCUCGUAUCUUCACUGGUAUCUGGACCCACGAUCCCACGCGCAAUUACGUUUCUUUUUUUAAACUAAAAAUCAAGAGAAUUACCACGAUAUUCGGAAGCAUUCACAACACGCUGCGCGAAACAAAAUGCAUGCUUUAACGCGCGCCCCAACAUUAUCACACCGGCAGGAGAAUUUACAGUAAAAACCGCAUGUUGCAAUACAGGCAUAUUAGGGAACAGGAAGUUUUCUUGUUAGAAUGAAAAAAAUAAUUAUGAUCUAGCUAAUAUGUAAACUGUAUUUAAAUUAUCUAAUAUAAUUAAUUAUGAAUGUCACAGGUAGAACAGAGCGAAAUUUGCGGUGGACGCAUAUAAUCAUUUUUAAUGAUAAAUAAGAAGCAACUAUAAAACGAAUAUUGAAAUUGUA